AUAUUUUAAGUUUUUUAACCAAAUUCUUCACGCUGUUUGACAACAAUCAUUUACUUCCUUGGCCAUGAAACAUUAAUAAGAGCAAGAGAAAAUUGUUUUAAAAAUGGACGAGGUUCCUUUAAUAUCAGUAAAAUGUGGAGGAAUUCUAAAAAAGCAAUCAGAUAAUUGUUGUCUUGCUAUACCAGAUAAAAACGAGCCAAGGUUGGAUUUUGUAUGUGAAGCUAAAGAUGGCGAAAUAUUGAAACUACAUUGCAGGAAUAUUACGGCGAUUGAUCUACGAGUAGAAGCGAAAUUUGGUUCAAUUGAUGCGAUGAAAGGCACCCUUUUGAUUGAAUGCUCGGUCGUAAAAACUAAACACCCGGUCAAUGAAUCAAUGAAUGAGGAUUUGGCUUUACUUUCAGGUAAUUCUGGUGAAAGUUGUCUUGUCCGGGCGAGUUUUCACGUAAACGAAACCGGAGCUAUUCGAGAUCUUCUUAGGAAGCUAAAAGGGAUUUAUACAAGCACAAAUUUGGAUGAAAAUACCAGUAUCAGACACCCAAAUGGCAGCUCUGAAACUUCCUCCCAAACUAACACCAAGCAUUUGAAGGAAGGCUUACCAAAGUGGGUUGAAUACAUACCACAUUUUCUGUACUCCAAACGAACCAGACAAUGCAUCCAAUUGGCGAUAUACGUCUACCUUGUGUUCUCGGUGAUGUGGGCGCUUUGGCAGCUCUAUCGCUAUGUUGAGUUUGUCAGAGAAUUCCUGCGACCCUUGAUUGACUUUCUCCAAUACCAAUACAGACUCCUGGACUAUGCGAUACGGUUCUUUAACACAAUUUUCGAGGAGUAUACUGUUCAAUGGCUUUGUUUCAUUAAACCACUUUAUACGGUUGCAUCGACGAUGGCUGCUCCAGUGUUGCAAACAGUUGCACAACUACGGCCAUUGUUGCAAAUUGUUGCACAAAGUGUUACCAGCAGUUGUGCGGUCAUGUGGCCAGUAGUGAAACCAAUAGCAAAUGUUGCUUACCAACUUGGAUACUUUUUAUUCGGCAUACUUCAAGGACUCAAGAACCUUGUGGGUAGGCUUUGGUUUCCAUUCGUCAAUGUUUCCAUACCAUCGAUAUUUGGUACAUAUUUCAGAGCAGUCAAACAAAUGCUAUUGACUUUAUGGCAAAGUCUGGGGCAGACCCAACUGGAUCCCUUAAGAGCUCAAUUACUGAUUGUAAGAGCUACAGUAAUUCAAAGUUGUAGGGCUCUGGGUUUUGGAGUGGCACGUUUAGCACAAAAGAUAAACCAAAUUAUUUGGUUGAGAAGAUCGGCAAGGGUCGAAAUGCGCUUUAAAAAGCAGGACUGAAACUAAGA
Molecule: messenger RNA, 1341 nt
Organism: Dendronephthya gigantea
Lineage: Eukaryota; Metazoa; Cnidaria; Anthozoa; Malacalcyonacea; Nephtheidae
Exons: 1
Coding region: 104-1333 (409 amino acids)
Source: RefSeq, a predicted model, not a curated record